GCGUCUGUUCUGAAGUUCUUGUUCAACUUCACCAUAUCCAACGAUGUUCGCUGUCCCGCCCAUAUCACUCGUGCACAGCGCUCUCCAAUUAAAUCCCGACACACGAUGGGCGCGAGAAGUCUACAAAUAACUUCUUGACGUCUCCUACGGGAUAUAAAAGACACGCAGCAUGAUAGUCGAGUCAUUCAGCGUACUGCGCAUCUCCAAGUCUGGUAACGCCCCGCCUAUAUUAUUUCUGACUCGCGCAAUCUCUCUGACUCCAAUCUAACACGAUGAACUAUCGGAUUGGAUUCUCUGCCUCGUCAUCGCAUCACAGGUCUUGGGCUGUGCACAAUGCACAAUCUAGCUCCAGUAGCCAAGCCUUCCAAGGCCAUUGGUCUGCGCUCCAGGGAUUGUCUCCGACCCCAAUCCCAAAAACUCCUCAUCUCCACUCAGUAUCACUCCCGCACCCAAAUGCAGUUUCACAUCAAACUCCUAUGUCUUACCAACAUUCUUCUACACCCCACUCUUCAUUCAUAGUCUUGCACUCACUCUUGAGUUAUGGUCCCAAUUUGAGAUUUAACAUCACACAAGAUCUGGCACAUGUGCAACUACGACCAGGCUGUUCACCUAGCAUGCUUCAUGAGCUUGCGGUGCAACCUCCAGUCUCUCAUAUGAUUAUCACUUCUCCUGAGCUUUGUGCUUGGACGAUAGAAGUUGUGAGCCCUCGUGGUAUCACUGUGAACAACGUCCUUGCCAUGAUAUGUGAAACGCUCAACCGGAGUGUUGCCUCGCACGAGAUGCAAAGAUCUUCUCGUGCGGUCAAUGCUGCUAUCGAUUCUUUCAGGGCCAGGUCCCGCGCUGACCCGCGCGAACAUGCGCAGGGCGUGAAACGCGUUGACUUUUUGGGUCCUAAAGUUUUCUUUGCUGGCCUUUCCCGAGCUCGAGAUGGUUCAGACAGCUGGGAAAUUCAUUUCGCCCAAAAUGUUUGAUCCUCGUCAUGCGCGGGUCGCCUUGGCUCUUCCUUAUCUUUCGGCAGAUUGCACUGGUCUAGGUAUAUCUAGCUCAGUCUCAAUGGGCUUUGGUCGGAUCUUCAUCACUCGACACUGCCCGGUCUAACUUUACUUGGUAAUUUGCCGUCACCGCUCUCUUCUUCGCAUCUAUAUUCGACAGCCCCUAAUUUGUUUUUAUCGCUAUCUCUGUCCGCAAUUUUUUUUUUUUUUGAUUCAUGUAACGGAAUAGUUUGGAAAGUUUGCAUUCAUAUACCAGGACACUUGUAGUUUUAUUAACCACGUACUCAAUCUCCACGGCAAUCCAGUGUAUUCAUUACUUGAUAUUUGACUUGUGAUACUCAGUGGGUGGUUCGAGCGGAUGAAAAAUCUUGAUUCGUCAGAGUCGGUAUGAUAC
Molecule: messenger RNA, 1386 nt
Organism: Suillus bovinus
Lineage: Eukaryota; Fungi; Basidiomycota; Agaricomycetes; Boletales; Suillaceae
Exons: 2
Coding region: 273-971 (232 amino acids)
Source: RefSeq, a predicted model, not a curated record